UUGGCUGCCUUGGUUACAGGGACGACUGCGCACUGAGUAGGGUGGGGAACCAGCGUUGCCGGUGGGUGACGUCACGUCCGGUCGUUCUGGGGCCGGCCGAGAGGUUACGAAUAUGAAGUCCGUGUUCGUCACCGUGGGCACCACCAGUUUCGACGAACUCAUAACCUGUGUGUCUUCCAGACCUACCCUGCAGGUGAGCCGCUCCGGAAUACCGGUCGGCCAAAUCCCUGGGUGCCGGUUAUUGUUUUUUUCACUCUGUUGCUGCAAGAGUAGUGGAGAGGAAGCUGAGCCGGCCCCCCGCUGUUUGGCAUUUGGAUUUCUCUUUGUAGGUGCGGGAAGCUGCUUGGAGAUCCUGGGAGAAGGGAAGCCCUUGGUGGUGGUCGUAAAUGAAAAGCUGAUGGACAAUCACCAGUUGGAGCUGGCCAAACAGCUGCACGAAGAAGGGUAUCUUUUCUACUGCACGUGCAGGUAGGUGGCGGUGGGGGCUGGUGGCCGGCUGGUACU
Messenger RNA from Sarcophilus harrisii (Tasmanian devil), 504 nucleotides. Its product is annotated as UDP-N-acetylglucosamine transferase subunit ALG13 homolog. Gene Ontology annotation, molecular function: hexosyltransferase activity. The transcript has 2 exons. NCBI's taxonomy places the organism in Eukaryota, Metazoa, Chordata, Mammalia, Dasyuromorphia, Dasyuridae. The coding region runs from base 113 to 472 and encodes 119 amino acids. The record is from RefSeq and is a predicted model, not a curated record. Gene Ontology annotation, biological process: dolichol-linked oligosaccharide biosynthetic process.